This is a messenger RNA of Dalotia coriaria, 3544 nucleotides long. It is a transcript of the gene grn, whose product is annotated as GATA binding protein grain. Gene Ontology annotation, cellular component: nucleus. Gene Ontology annotation, biological process: positive regulation of transcription by RNA polymerase II; cell fate commitment; negative regulation of transcription by RNA polymerase II. Gene Ontology annotation, molecular function: DNA-binding transcription factor activity, RNA polymerase II-specific; RNA polymerase II cis-regulatory region sequence-specific DNA binding; zinc ion binding. The record is from RefSeq and is a predicted model, not a curated record. The transcript has 7 exons. Bases 443 to 1933 code for a protein of 496 amino acids. Lineage: Eukaryota; Metazoa; Arthropoda; Insecta; Coleoptera; Staphylinidae.
UGAUCGUGGUAACGUCGUGUUGGACAAGCUAUUAUCUGUCCAGGACCAUGAUACAGCCGCCUGUUCCGAUAAUCUGAAAUUUGCUUCUCACAAAAUUUCAGUCUUCUGAACUUAUUCCGUUUUGGUAGUUUCUACUCGCGUGCGGCGAAUCAGUGUUGCUUUUGUGCGGAAUUUUUCGGGUUUAAACUUUGCGAAUUGCAAUUGUAAUUGUGUAUGUGCUCUAAAAUAAGGAUCUCUAUAAUAUUUUGAUUGUCGUGGGCUAAAGAUCUCUCCAGAAAUCACAAGAUCAUCGUUCCGACGCAUCGCGAUCUUCUGCAACUGCUGGACUUAGUGUGCGCAUUAAGAAACUGAACACGUUUAAAACAGAAACAGUGCGGUAUUGCGGUUCGUGUGUGAUGAAGUGUUCUAAUUGAGUAUCUCACUCCGAUCGGCAGGCAGUUAAAUGAUUAUGGAGAUGACCAACGAAAGCGCCGCGAGAUGGUACGAGCCGCCGCGCGCGGGCAAUUCGGUGAGCCCGUCGCACCAGGGCGCCACCGCCGAGGGGGCCGUCGCGUCGGACAUUAACACCAGCGUCGCUGAGCACAUGGGCGCGUUCUUCCUGGACCCAUCUGGAACGCAGAGGGCUGCUAGGUACUACCAUCAGAGUAUGCACUCGCCCUACGGCGCAGUGACAAGUCAUGCAUCGCGAAUGUCAUCGGGACAAGUAUGCCGACCACACUUCCACGCACCAAUCCACCCAUGGUUAUCAGACUCAAAACCGUUAAACCAUCCCAGCCAUCCAUGGGUGCCCUUUGGUGGCGGUGAUCCUGACAAGUCACAGUCGCCUUCAUCGGUGCCCGUCUCACAGCCGCACAACCUCUUCUCGUUCCCGCCGACGCCGCCCAAGGACAGCACGCCCGACUCGAUCGCCCCCGCUGGCGGCCAGGAGUACCAGAGCGUCGUGGCGGCGGCGAUGGGCGCAUUCAUGCACGAGAACCAGCAGAGCUGCGCGCUGGACAUCAAGCCGUCGGUUGGCGGCGGUGGUGGUGGCGGUGCCGCCGCGAGCAACAAACAACGCGAAGGUAGUGACUAUGAGGGAACAUCGACAGGCAUGUUCAAUGGUAACUUUGAGAGCUCGUACGGCUCUGCGUAUGGCCACGGUAUUCAUGGUGCAGUGUAUUCGCCGCAAAAGCAACAGUUUACCGGACAGGGCGCGCAGUCGCCGAAUAAGCCACGGAACAAGUCGAGAACGAGCGCCGAAGGACGUGAAUGUGUCAACUGCGGAGCGACAAGUACACCUCUAUGGCGUCGCGACGGCACCGGUCAUUAUCUGUGCAACGCCUGCGGUUUAUACUACAAGAUGAACGGACAGAAUCGCCCACUAAUCAAACCAAAACGAAGACUGUCCUUGCAGAGCUUACAAAGCGCGGCGAGACGGGCGGGCACCAGCUGCGCAAACUGCAAGACGACGACGACAACCCUCUGGCGGCGAAAUCAGAAUGGAGAACCCGUUUGCAACGCCUGCGGACUCUACUACAAACUGCACAACGUGAAUAGACCGCUGACGAUGAAGAAGGAUGGUAUCCAAACAAGAAAUCGCAAACUUUCGUCAAAGAGUAAGAAGAAGAAGUCGGGCGGGACGUGUCUGUCGCUUGGCGGUAUGAUGAGCGACAUGAUGAAGCCGUUGGACAGCAAGGGCGCGUUUGGUGGCGGUGGGUUUGGCGGUGGCAUGGGCGGCGGACAUCCGCAUCUCAAUCCAGCGAUACACCCGCACCAUGCGAUGAGCCAUUGGUAUCAGCACGGCGGGCAUCCGCAAGGUUUCGUCAGUGCUCCGCCGCCGCCGGCGCCGCCACCCGCCGCUUCCUAUCAUCAUCACAUGAGCUCGUUGAGUGCUGCCGGUUUAGGUCUUACAACAUCAAAUGGAAUGUCUGGAUGGCGGUCCGAAUACACGUGAUAAGUUAGCAGUUUUUAACGUAAUGACUAAGUUAAGUAAGUGUAAAUAUAAAAUUUUAUGAAAUAUGUAAAGAAAAUAUUGUCACACAAAAAACAAUGAAAUUCAGUGUGAUAAUUUGAAGCGGGCGAUACACAAAUUGCAACCAACACAGAUUCAUCCAAUGCUCACGUAAACAUUAAGGCGGAAAUUGAAUGACACUUUCCAAUUCUAAUUCACACACCAACACAACACAACCACCACGCCCUCCAGUUUGCUCUCCGAUAGAUACAUUUGUAUAAAGUAACCAAUUUCUACAUUUAGUCGGGUCUUUUAUCUCACCCAAUUCGAUACAUCUUAUACUCAGAUACAUCAUAUGCCGACGAUUUGUAAAGUAAAAUAAUCUAAGUACAAAAUUGAUUUAAAUGAAGAAAAUCGAUAAGGAUUAUAAAUAUACAUAAAGUAAAUUAUAAAAACAAAUAAAGCAUAUGUAAGAAGUUUUUAAAUAUACGUGAACGGAACGGUAAUGUUGUCACAAAACACAAAACCAACCACAUUGUAAGAAUUGUAACUUUGUAAAUAGAUGUUAGAUAUUGUUUUAGAGCAUUUUUUAAGCGUAUAUAUGAAAUAUAAAUAACAAAUAAAUAUUGUAAAUAAAUAAAGAAAAAAAACGUGAAAGUAUAUAAUGGUAAUACAAAUGAUUAAAAUAUACGAAAGUAAUAUUUAAUUGAAAGUGAAAUGUGAAAUAUUGUGAAUGUGAAUUGACGACAUUUUCAUGUACGACGACCGAAAUGAAAUGUAACGAUGUAAUAGACAAACAAUACCUACGUGCAAUCUAAAAGUAUCAUGUACGAUAUUUGAUAUUUGUUCACAGCCGACAUCAAGUCAAUGUUUUUAAACAUAUUGCCAGUAAAGUUGAAUUGAUGCUCUUAAAAGUAAGUCAAAAAUUACAACCGCAAACAAAACAUUCUCCUUUCAGUUGUCAUAAUCACAAAUGUUUGUGCAUUCAUUAUCAGCGGUUUGUUCCACUGAAAUUUAUAGAAAGACUGCGUUCCAAUCAAGUUCAAACAAUUUUUUUUAUAAAUUUUAUAACCACGCUGGAUAGUAAUCGAAAAUCUGAUGAAAUUUUGUUCGCUGUGUAAGUGUAUAAUUUAUUUAAACAAAAAGAAAAUGUUUAUAUAGUACAAAUGCCUAUUUUAUAACUUAUUUAUUUUAAUAUUUCGUGUUAAUUAAUUUAAUUUAAAUUUAUACAUAUUGUGACAUUGAAAAAUUGAUUCAUCGAUCAAUCGACAAUGAUGAUUAUUGUGAUGCGAGCAAAAUUUCGAGCGGAUUUCGACGAUAGGAACAAAAAUUGAUUUUCGUAUACAGUGAAUUGAGCCACAUUGCAAUCCACGAUGUAAAUUGCAUGUUCAGUUUAGGGAAUUAAUUUUAAAUUCGACGUGUGUAUUUAAUGAUCAAAUAGCGAUUGAAGCAAUUGACACGAAACCAAUGCAAAUUGAACUCAACAAUUGACAACAAAUCAAUGUAAAUUUGACAAACAAUUGAACAAAUAAUUAUUAAUUACAUUUGUAAAUAAACUUGAUGUAUGUAUAUGCUCUUUGUGUGAUACAUAAAUAAAUAAAUAUUUAAAAAUAG